Dermacentor andersoni is the source of this 1097-nucleotide messenger RNA. Lineage: Eukaryota; Metazoa; Arthropoda; Arachnida; Ixodida; Ixodidae. The record is from RefSeq and is a predicted model, not a curated record.
GCAGAGAUAAAUCCGCCGCCCCGGAUACGAAGCGGACUCGGGUACAUUUCCUCGCCCAUCGCAGCCGAAAGGACGCACCGUGUUCGCUCGAACGGGAGUCGCCCACCGCGAACGACAACAUGUCCGCCGUGCUAAAGAGUGCCUGUCAGAAGGCUGAGGCUGUAGUGGCGGCCCUGCCCGAGCGCAUCCAGCAAGUAUUCGACUUCGCCCAGGAGAAAACGGGCGUUCAGCGCGCCUACUUCAUGCUGGGCCUGGGAGCCUUCUCGGCGCUUUAUCUCAUCUUCGGCUACUUCGCCGAGCUGCUCUGCAACAUCGUGGGCCUCGUAUACCCAGCGUACGCGUCCACGCGAGCCAUCGAGUCGGCGGACAGAAACGACGACACCCGCUGGCUCACCUACUGGGUCGUGUACGCCUGCUUCUCCAUUCUGGACUUCUUCGCGGAUGGCAUCCUACGCUUCUUCCCCUUUUACUGGCUCGUCAAGGUAGUCUUCCUCGUGUACUGCUUCCUGCCUGCGCGCUUCAACGGCUCGGCGCGCAUCUACAACAGCCUGAUUCGCCCGUACUUCCUCAAGAGCAGUGGGCAGAUCGACAGCGCAUACGCAAAGAUGGCCGCUAAAGCGUCCUCUGCCUUCGACAGUGCAUUGAAGGAUUCGUUUGCCGGCAAGCAGCAGUGAUACGUUUAAGCGACGUUCAAACGCGGUUGUGAUGGUUGGGUGCUUAAGGCUCUUGGAAGCGUCGUGCUGAUUGUCGUACACGUCUUAUCUUCAGCAGGAUGCGUGGUUAUGUGAACAGAUGAGGCAGGAACGGCUCAUCUUCUCGACGGCAGUCCGGUUCAGAUCAAAGUACAAGUUGGAAUGUCUGCAAAAGAAGUUGCGAGGCUGCUAUAAAACAACGUAUCAAGACAUGGACAAACUUUACCGCGUGGCUGCUUGUGUUUAAAGCGUGAAGUUGGUCACCGUAUCCUAAGAGUCUGUUUACAUGACUCCGAUUUGUUGCUGUGCGUUUGUCAUUUUCCGAGUGAACCAAAUUCUCCGUUUUGGAGAGAAUACUUUAAUCAUGGCAGAAUAAACCAUGCAUCCUAUGUGUUUCUUCCGGUA